UCAUAAGUAAGAUUAAGAAAUAAAAACAAAAGAAUUAGGCUCUUUCUUUAUAAUUUAUUUCAGUUCACAUUCGGACUGUUGUUGUUGAAUUCAUGUUUCCAUAUUCUACCAAAAUCUGGUCUAUAUUCUACCAAAAUCUGGUCAUUUUGACUAAGUCGCAGUUGUGUUACUUUGAUUUUUCUUUUCGUCUCGGAAACCAGAGAUUGAAAAAGAUUGGGAGACUGGAGAGCGCUAUGAAUCAUGAUUAGACUUUUUUUUUUUUUUUUCUUCUGAAAGAUGAGAUGGGAAGAAAGAAAAACAGAGAUCCCAAAUUCCCAAAUUCCCAAAUCCCAGUGAAGCAAUUUUCUGUAUUAGUUAUCAACUGUGUUGUAAAUUUCUUGUCUGAAACUGAAAGGAGAAAGAAAUUCCCCCUUCCUGCAGGACUGUAAUUUCAUCAUGAGUCGUCUUCAUUAUCGAAAUCCAAUUGCUCCUACUUGUGGUAAUAUUACGGCACUACAGCGUCAGCCUCCAUUCCAGUUCCGACGGUAAGUGAAAACAGAGGAUGUUAGAACACCAUAAAGAUAGUGGUGCCGCCGGCGAUGGACCUCGGAAGACCUACCUUCGCUCUGUUUCAUGGUCCGCCUCCGACCGUUCUCCGGCGAACCCUGAUUCUAGUUCUAGCCAUCCCAAGCCCCAACAGAGGCCAUUCGGCUUCAAGGCCCGGUCCUCCCUCCCUCCCCUGCAACCCCUUUGCAUCUCUCGUCGCCCCGUUGAAGAGUGGCCCAAGCCCGGAUCGGAUGACCUCGGUGAAUGGCCUCAUCCCCCUACUCCUAGCGCCAACCAUGGCCGUCUUUCACCAUUAUCCAUCAAACCCCUUGAUGGCUUCGAUUCCUCCGAGGAUUUCCAUCUCUGCAAGGACAGGCUUGCCUUCUUCGACAAGGAAUGCUCUAGGAUCACCGAUCAUAUCUACCUGGGAAGCGAUGCUGUCGCUAGGAACCGUGAGAUUCUCCGUCAGAAUGGUAUCACUCACGUCCUCAACUGUGUUGGGUUUGUGUGUCCCGAGUACUUCAGGAACGAUCUUGUUUACAAGACCUUGUGGCUGCACGACAGCCCCUCCGAGGACAUCACUAGUAUCCUCUACGACGUCUUCGAUUACUUCGAAGAUGUGCAAGAGCAUGGAGGGCGCGUCCUUGUCCACUGCUGCAAGGGGGUUUCUCGCUCCACCGCUUUGGUUAUCGCCUAUCUCAUGUGGAGAGACGGCCAGAGCUUCGAAGAUGCGUUCCAGCACGUGAAGGCUGCUCGCGGCGUCACCAACCCAAACAUGGGCUUCGCCUGCCAGCUUCUGCAGUGCCAGAAGAGGGUUCACGCCGUGCCGGCCAGCCCCAAUUCCGUGCUUACGAUGUACCGGAUGGCCCCCCACUCUCCCUACGAUCCCCUCCACCUGGUUCCCAAGAUGUUGAAUCGCCCAGGCCCGCUCAGCCUUGAUUCUCGUGGGGCUUUCGUUGUUCACUUACCUUCGGCGAUAUACAUCUGGGUCGGAAAGAAUUGUACCCAGGAGAUGUUGAAUCACGCCAGGGCGGCUGCCUUUCAGGUCGUGCGUUACGAGAGAGCUCAAGGACACAUACUGAGCAUUGACGAGGGUAAAGAGCCUUUGGAGUUCUGGGAUGCCCUCGCUAAUGGCCCUCUCAUCGCCGACGAGUUUGAUAGAACCGGGAAGGUCAAAGAAGAAGAAGAAAAGGAUCAGGUUGCGGCGGCUGUCAGCCUUGGGGUCAGUAACAAGAAGGUGGAUGAAUACGAUGUUGACUACGAAAUUUUCCAUAAGGCUCUUUCCGGUGGUGUUGUUCCGCCCGUUCCUUUUCCGGUGGCUGGAUCAGAGACUCAUCUUCCUGCCAGAGAAAGUGGUUGGGGCAGACUCAGAAGAAAACUUGCUUGUGGUGUAGUAAAAGAACUACUGACAUCGUCCAAGUUUCUGUUGACUUCUGAGAAGGCCCAUAUCGAUAAUAAACCAGAUACGAGUGUCAUGGAUUCAUGUAUCACUGCCAUGGAAGAACACUCUCGCUCUCCUCCAUGUGGUUCCCCGGAUUCCUUCUGUUAUUCUAAUACCAGCCCAACGUACAAUUCCAAAUCUCCUUUACCCUCGCCAUCAGAUUCUUCUAGUUUGUUUACCUUCUCACCUGCAUCCUCUAAUAUUUCCGACCUGUCAUUCUCAUCUUCUCAGCCCUCACCUUCAUCUUCGGAAUUUACAGAGCUAAUUGCUUAUAAGGGCCCAUCCCAAGUGGAGAAGACUUGUUUGCCAUGUACAGGGACUUUCUCGUCUCUUACAGAGCCGUUUGCUGCUGCAAAUGCUUUGAGAGUAGAGAAUGCCUGUGUGCCAUGUAAGGGGACUUCUCCCUCUCUUGCAGCACGUAGAGGAAGCAAUCCUCCAUCAUUGGUGUUGGCACCAUCAGUUAACAACCGACCACAUUCGAAAGCCUCCAGGAACAUAGUAAGGUCAUUGUCCUUCUCUCUUCCUGACUUAGAAGAAGAUAUGUUGCUUGAUAGUGGAUCCAUUCAGUCUGACUGCAAAGGUUGUGAUGAAUCGAUGUCCCAUCCUGACCUUUUCGAUGUUGCCAACGGAGUACAAGAGGAUCAUGACGAAGAGCGAUCAAAUUAUUCAACUGACAGAGAAGUAACACAACAAGUUCUGUACCAGUGGCCAACAAUGGAAAAGGUGGAAAUGCUUUCCUCUGGGAUCCUUGAUUCUAGAUCAGUUUUCCUUUUGCUAGUUCAAGAUGUGAAAUUAGGCAACAAGCCUAAAAUUGUGUAUGUGUGGGUAGGGUGUGAUUUUUCAUUUGAGGAGGGGCAAUGUCAGUUGAUCGGCAAUAAUUUGAUAGAUAAACAUAGUCCUGCAUAUUGGGAGAAGGUUGCUGGCAUCUUCCUCAACCAUAUGGGCUUGCCUAUGGAUGUUCCUAUUCGGUGAACAGGUAGUGAGAGAUGGUGAAGCACCUGAACAACUAAUAGAUGGUAUCAGCAGUUUCUCAUUUCAACAACUGGAAAACUAUGACCUCAACUGAGAAUCUGAAGGACAAGGAGCCCGCACCAAGCAUUGACACUGGAUUAUCAGAAAGAGUUGCUUCGAAGUCCUUCUGAGGUGAUUUGGCAUCCCAAGUUGGUAUGAGCUAAUCUAACAGCGUGCGUGAUGGUUCUUAGUAUGAUAAAACCUUGUACAGAAUAUAAGUUCUUGUACUUUAUAGAUCUUAUAGAAUUUUCUUGUACUUUAUAGAUGUACUUUAACAGCAUUUAGAAGUAGUUUCUUUAACUCAGAUAGCUUUUCUGCUGUGACCAACACCUAAGGUGUUGAUUUUCAAUUGAAAUAAAGAUGGAGUAAUUUUUUCAA
Molecule: messenger RNA, 3355 nt
Organism: Macadamia integrifolia
Lineage: Eukaryota; Viridiplantae; Streptophyta; Magnoliopsida; Proteales; Proteaceae
Product: protein-tyrosine-phosphatase MKP1-like
Exons: 2
Coding region: 542-2938 (798 amino acids)
Biological process (GO): protein dephosphorylation
Molecular function (GO): actin filament binding; protein tyrosine/serine/threonine phosphatase activity
Source: RefSeq, a predicted model, not a curated record